Colletotrichum phormii is the source of this 681-nucleotide messenger RNA. RefSeq lists its product as uncharacterized. The transcript has a single exon. The record is from RefSeq and is a predicted model, not a curated record. Bases 35 to 583 code for a protein of 182 amino acids. Lineage: Eukaryota; Fungi; Ascomycota; Sordariomycetes; Glomerellales; Glomerellaceae.
CUCCUUCGCCGUUCUCGCGGGACUGGUUUAGGCCAUGGCAAGGUAUUCCCUACCGCUAUUUGCGUCGUUUAUAGUGACUUUGUGCGCGGUAUUUCAACCCAGCCAUACAUAUCAAAUUGGGCGAUGGGAAAGAGACAGAGAGACAGAGAGACAGACUGAGCAAAAGGGCGUGAGUCAUCUGAUACAGACUUGUUCCAGCACCGGAACCAAUUGUCAUCCAACGCUCGCAAGCUCCCGGGUCCCCGCAAACCGCACUAAGAUGCGCAAGACAAAGAAGAGGCCAGAGACAAAAAAGUUGAACACACUUCCAGCGGCCCAAAAUGACGAAAGGAAACCAUGUGUUCCGCGUCACUAUCAGAUUUGCCACGAGGGCCUCGGAGUACGGGUACCUACCGUUCAGGACCAAACCCAGACUCUGAAAGAGGACAUCGAACAAACGGCGCUCAGCGGUUUUGCUCGGACGUCGUCGUCGGUCCUCGAGCAACACACCCCCCUACCCAACCUAGCCUCGUCUCCCUUCCCUUCCGAGUCUUUUCCAGUGCCCCUCCCCGCGUGCGAGUGCAACGACGACGUUGGAGAAUAGGACCCGAGCACCGAGCAACGUCGCAUAUCUAGUGUAGCAAGCGCCCUUUCGCCCCCCCUUCCCAAGAUCAUCAGGAGUUACGCUUAGUUCAAAAAGUC